GAGGAGGAGGAGGCAGAGGGAGGGGAAGGGAGCCCAGUCCGCCCAGCAGCGCGAUCUUAGGGAGGUGAAUACAGUGGGUAUCAGCCGGCGGUCCGGCCCAGCUACACGAACCGAGCCUCGGGACCCGCAUACAGCUUCCAUUUUCAGGUUUCCUAGAUGCGAAUUAAGGCACUACCGGCUAAAAGCAGUUGCAUCAAAUAGCACAAUAUGACCGACAUUCCAAUAGACAAAUCCAAUCUUCCCCGGGUCAAUGAUGUUUGCCGUGACUUUGCAGUGCUGGAAGACGGUGCCCUGGCUCACUGCUUGCAGGAACAGGAAAUUGAACAGCAUUACGCCUUUAACAUUCGGAAGAACAAACUUGUUCAGAAGGACAUCCGAAUUGCAAAGAAGCUCCAGGAUGAAGAGGAUCUGCAGUGCAAGGUCUUCAGCCUAGAAAAGCAAAAAGAAAUUGAGGAACUAGACUCAGAAUAUGCUCGUGCCAUCCAAGAAGAGCUCCAAAAAAAAGCCCAGGAGUGCUUGCAGAGAGAAGAGAAAGACAAGGAAAUAGCCAAACGCUUGCAGCAACUUGAGGAGCAGGAACUGCGCAGGAAGAGCUACGACAGGUCCAUGGGAGAACACAGCAGCCUUCAGCACCCGCAAUACCUGACAGCUUUGGACUGUGAGGAGGAGGAGUACCUCUUCCAAAGUGGUAGUAAAAAUCAGCUAAAUGCAUCCGAUUACAGACGAGCACAUUGGAAUUCAGACCAAGACCAUAGCCUGAGACAGUGUGAGGAACCGCUCAGCGGCAUAAAUUCUUCUCACAAAAGCAAUUCCAACAAAGUGUCCUUUGGGCAAGUUCUUUAUGACACUAACAAUGCUAAAAAUGGCAAUUCAGCAGAUAUAUGGAAAGAAUCAAGCUGUAGAGAACCAGUACAGGUUCCAUAUAGGCAUCCUAGAAAUUCACUGGAACGAAGCCCAUGCCAUCCGAGCUGCACUGAGACACAGCAUGCCCAUGAUAGGGAAAUGAGUCGGAAACAGGAGAAAAUAAGGGGGCACAGAGAGAAACACUGUAAGCAUUACUCUGAGAGGUGCAGACGCUCAAGCUCAGACAGCGAUGACUGUCCUGAACAUUCAGUCAGGGACAAGCGAAGUCGACGUUCCCAGUGGAAUCAAACUAAAGAUCACCACCACCAUCAUCAUCGUCCCUUGAAUAACCUUUCCUCUAGGAUAUCAAGUCACGUUUUGAGAUCAGGUGAAGAAGCGAGGCCAACCUUUGAUAUAGAACCAUUAGAGUGGCAGAUGUCAGAGUUGCAAGUUCAGAACCCUGACCAGCUCCUGAAAGAUGAAGAAUUGGCUCGGCGAUUACAGGAGCAAGAGGAGAAACGCAUAGCCAAAAAGAAACUGCAGGAACAGCAGGAAGACUUUCGGGCUGCCCAGGUUGCACAGGAUGAGGAAAUUGCCAAGUACAUUCAGAGACAGGAGCUAAAAGCUCACAGACGGUCAGAAGAGCUGGAUCUACAAAGAGAGAGUGAUGAUGACAGCAGCCUCUGUAGCUAUUCUGAGAGGAGGUGUAUAGCACUUAAGAAUGAAGUGCCUUCCUGUAGCCAAGGACGACUGGAUUCAGAGGGCCUGUCUUCUCCUGCCGAAUGUCGCACCCCAGAAAGAAUGAACAGCUCAAGAACGGAAGGAAGCGCCGACCAGACUAAGCUCAGCUCACCCAGGAAUAUUGCGGAAGAACUCGAUCCGACAUUCAAAUCAAAAAGGGAAUUAAAUAAUGAUGUUUUUACAGAAUGUUCUCAAGUAUCGGUGCAGGCCAACCCAAUCCCAGUAGACGGUUUCUACGACUUCAUGGAUGAUGGCACAGAGCCAGUCUUUAUACCACCGACGAAGCGCCAGCCGGAGAAACUAGGGCGCAGCAAACCCAAAGACAAGAAGGAGGGCUGCAAACAGCAGUGACUUGUUCUUCCCCCUAGCAGUCAUCUUACUUAUUGCCAAACUCUGUCCUGUCUCCAGUCAGCAUCGUGGAUCUCUUCAGUGUGCGUCAACACAAGUGGUAUUAACUCAUUCAGGGAUGAAGAAAAAGAUAAUCUGAUAAUUCUGCAUUCAUGUGCCUUAGGCAUUUCUUGACUCUAGAGAAUGGCUUUUUUAAUAUUGUCAGACCAUGACUCCCAGGUUGGGCAAAUCAAUGAGAAAAAAAGCACAUAUUAGCUACAUAUUGUCUGAUCCCUAAGAGGAUUGAUAUUCAUAUUAUUAUUAUUAUUAUUAUUAUUAUAAAUAUUAUUCUAAGCAGUGUUUUAUUUACUAUAAACAAGAGAAUGGAAUAUGAUAAUGACUCAUUGUGACUUGCAUAUUUAAACCAUCGUGUUAAUGCCUUUUCAGUUCAUAGUGAAAAUGAAAAUGGAUGAUAAACUUGCAUCGAUUUGAAAAGAAAUAUUUACAGCAGACAAUUUUGUAAUAGUAUUACCAUGUGGUCUGUGAAAGUCCACCUUAUCUAUUGUACUGAACCACUGAUGUCACAACCUUGGCACCCUCAGGUGUUUGACUGUAUCAGGGAAGCUGGGAGUUGUAGUUCAGUAGCUGAAGUGCUCAGGUUGGAUAUCAGAUUCCCAUUGGCAAUCUUGGAAUUGCAGGAAAUGCAGCAUUCAAUAUGAGUACAAUUUUUUUUUUUUUUUUGUUCAUUAUUCCAAUACUUUCUGGUGCUUUUAUGUAUAGAUUCCCAAAUGCCUUUAGAAUUUACUUUAAACAACAUGUUUUUAUAUAAAAUACAAGCA
Molecule: messenger RNA, 2750 nt
Organism: Xenopus laevis (African clawed frog)
Lineage: Eukaryota; Metazoa; Chordata; Amphibia; Anura; Pipidae
Product: provisional ortholog of coiled-coil domain containing 50 S homeolog
Source: RefSeq, marked predicted